Molecule: messenger RNA, 1328 nt
Organism: Neopsephotus bourkii (Bourke's parrot)
Lineage: Eukaryota; Metazoa; Chordata; Aves; Psittaciformes; Psittacidae
Product: scale keratin-like
Exons: 2
Coding region: 686-1051 (121 amino acids)
Cellular component (GO): intermediate filament
Molecular function (GO): structural constituent of cytoskeleton
Source: RefSeq, a predicted model, not a curated record
GAACAGCAUGGGGACUCUUGCUGGCCUAGAUUGGCAGAGGUCAAUGCCCAGUGCCUGCAGGCAUAGGGGAGCCUGCUCCCUUGCUCUUAGCAGGCAGUGAUACGCAGUGCUGAGCAGGCCGAUCCCAACAGGAAUGCCUUUGAUUUGGCAUUUCGUAACCUCACGCUUCUGCAGAUAAUGGAUGCUGGGAGCACAUCACACUGUCACUGGCAUGGGGGAAGCCUUGACAAGGCAAAUGCUUGCUCAGCACCCUCAUAUGCCCUGUGGCUCUUCAAAGAAUGCCUGAGGCCGCCCUGAGAUCAAGCCCGUGAGGAAGAGCCAUGGCACGCUUGGCACUUGCAGUCAGCCUUUGUCACGCUGCUUGCCCUCUGACACAUGGAGAUAAUGAAAAGCCAGUGGGGACAAUCUGACCCAUGAGGUGGCAGCAGUCAAGUGACCAAGCAGGGUAAUUGCUGGAGCUGAUAGAGCGACUUGGGGCUGGUGAGGAAGCGGCAUCAGCAAAACAGCCCUGCACCACGCAGGGAGGAGGCCAGGAAUUGGCUGCCAUGAGCCACGUGCCCCCAGCACGGCCGCUGCUCCCCACCCUCGCCAGCCAGGCAUAAAAGCACUGCCCGGGCUGAGUGCUGGCAUCCACCGCUCCUGCCUUGCUCUGCUCAGGAAAAGGGCUCAGCUCUCUCGCACCAAGAUGUCUUGCUACGACCUGUGCCCACCAAGAACCGGCGUUGCCGUCCCCCAGCCCAUCGCUGAGAGCUGCAACGAGCUGUGCGCCCGCCAGUGCCCCGACUCUUCAGCCUUCAUCCAGCCACCGCCUGUGGUUGUCACCUUCCCCGGCCCCAUCCUCAGCUCCUUCCCCCAGCAAGCCGUGGUGGGCUCCUCCGGAGCACCCGCCUUUGGGGGCAACCUGGGGCUGGGAGGCCUCUACGGUGCUGGGGCCACUCAGGCCUCGGGGGGUCUCUGCACCUUUGGCAGACCCUACGCUCCUGCCGCCUGCAGCCCUCUGGCUCUGCCCCGCUACAGCCAGAGGCUCUGGAACUCCUGUGGGUCCUGCUAGAGCCAGCCCCACAUUCCCCAGAGUUCCUAGGACAUCUCACCCCUAGGCCUCCUCCUUUUGUACCAUGCUUUUCCUCUCUCCAUCACACAUCUCCUCCUCCUUGCUCCUGCCUGUGCCCUAAUGCAUUAUUGCACCAGAAUCCCACAAGAAACUUCCUUGUCUCUAAAGCAGCCUUCAACUGGGAGACGUUUGAAGGAACACCUCUCCAGAAAUUGUGAAGGAAAACCUUCCGACUUGUGCCUUAUGUGUCUUUCUCCACUGCAAUAAAACAAGCCUG